UUGUGCUUCCGAUAAGUGCGGCUGGACGCGCUCCAGAUGAGGGAGGUCCUCGUCUGCCUCUGUGUCGUAACAUCCAAAACUUUUACAUCUGUCGCAAGUUCCAGUUUUCAUACGGCCGCUUUGUUCCUUAGGACUUCGCCGAGUGUGAAACUAUGUGACCACCAUGCUUAGUUUCGAGCGCGGGAUUUAUCGUCGUGUGAGCAGAGAGCCCGACUUCGUACCAACAUGUCAAACCGUGAGCGAAACAAAAAGAUCUUACUGGAACUGGUGAAGCGGCCGGACAACAGCCGGUGCGCUGACUGCGGCGCGCCAGAUCCAGACUGGGCGUCCUACAAACUUGGCGUGUUUGUGUGUCUGAACUGCUCCGGCAUCCAUCGCAGCCUGUCCAGCCGGGUCAAAUCCAUAAAGCUGGACUUCUGGGAGGAUGAGCUGGUGGAGUUCAUGAAAUCCAAUGGGAACGCCUGCACCCAAGCCCAGUAUGAGAAGGCCGUUCCACCUUACUACUAUCGGCCCCAGGAAAACGACUGCGUUGUCCUGAGAGAGCAGUGGAUCCGGGCUAAAUAUGAAAGGAUGGAAUUCACAGGAGACACCAAGUAUCCACCUAUUUCAUAUACCACAGGUUUCUAUGAAGGGAUGCUGUGGAAGAAAGGAAAAGAGAACACACAGUUUCUGAAGAGGAAGUUUGUGCUGUCAGAGAGAGAAUUUACCCUGACUUACUACAACAAGGAAAAUGAGUCCAAAGGCCCUAAAGCUGUAAUCUCCAUCAAGGACCUGAACGCCACCUUCCAACCAGAGAAGAUUGGUCAUCCUCAUGGGCUGCAGAUCACCUACCAAGAUGAGAAACACAGCAGGAACCUCUAUGUUUAUCACGAGAGUCCUGAGGAAAUAGUCACAUGGUACACCGCCAUUCGUGCAGCUCGCUACGCAUACCUGAAGACAGCAUACCCGACUGGAAGCGAUGAAGAGCUGAUACCAAAGAUAACAAGAAACUACCUCAAAGAGGGAUACAUGGAAAAGACUGGGCCAUUGCAAAAGGAGCCAUUCAAGAAGCGGUGGUUUAUUUUGGACUCUCAAAACAGGAAGUUGUUCUACUUCAAAGGCCAGCUGGAUGCGGAGGAGUUGGGGGUCAUUUUCAUCGGCACAGAGAGCAACGGUUACUCUGUGAAGGAGUGCGUCCCGAAGCACACUCGGGGAAACAAGUGGAAGUGCGGUGUUAUGGUGGAGACGCCCGAGAGACAGUUUGUCUUCAUGUGUGAGCAGGAGAGGGAGCAGAAAGAGUGGCUGGAUGUCCUCAGACAGGUCCUGUCCAGGCCAAUGGCUCCGCAGGAUUAUACCGUUGAAGCCAACAUCAAGUAUAAACGAUGAACUGCAGAGAGGUGUGUCGACAGGCUACGUUUGAAAACACAAGUGACUGAACUACUGCAGCACGACAGACGAACAGUGACCAACAGUGUUCACCAUGUCGCUCCCAGUACUGACUCCCAUCUCUGCAUUAUGAAUGAAUGAAGCAUGACUCUGACUGUGGAUUAACUUCCAUACACUCACUUCAACUGACACUGGAUCUGAUGCAAAAUCACAGAAAAUACUGCAUCAUUUUGUAAACUCUUGUCACUGGAUAAACACUGUUAUGUAGUAACAGAAAAUAGGCUACAACCACUGCUACAUUUUGCUAUUUUUAUGAAGUCGCUUAUUUUUUUACUCUUUACAUUUUUUAAUGAAUAAGCAUGUAAUUUUACAUUUGGUAGUGAACAUUGACAUUUCAUGACUUUAUGCCCAGGAAAAUAAAUUACAUUUUUGUAAAUAAUAUGUGGUUUGAUUCAUAGACUACAAUUAAAUUAAAAGCAUAUUUGAUAAAAUAA
Messenger RNA from Lates calcarifer (barramundi perch), 1859 nucleotides. RefSeq names its product ArfGAP with dual PH domains 2 (gene adap2). Gene Ontology annotation, cellular component: plasma membrane; intracellular membrane-bounded organelle. Gene Ontology annotation, biological process: positive regulation of GTPase activity. Gene Ontology annotation, molecular function: phosphatidylinositol bisphosphate binding; GTPase activator activity. Lineage: Eukaryota; Metazoa; Chordata; Actinopteri; Centropomidae. The coding region runs from base 226 to 1365 and encodes 379 amino acids. The transcript has 11 exons. The record is from RefSeq and is a predicted model, not a curated record.